Molecule: messenger RNA, 2363 nt
Organism: Botrytis byssoidea
Lineage: Eukaryota; Fungi; Ascomycota; Leotiomycetes; Helotiales; Sclerotiniaceae
Exons: 3
Coding region: 729-1835 (368 amino acids)
Source: RefSeq, a predicted model, not a curated record
AAAGCUGUACCCCUCAAGCCCUGUCAAAGACAAGACCAGAAAAGAACGCGAAAGCCCAAGUUCAUUUACCUAGCUGGCUAGGUUUAACCCAAAAAAAGAAUCAACCCCUUGCCUGACACUUUAUCCGCAUGCCCAAAAACACGGAAAGCCGGGCUUGCUGAAUUAUGCUGCAAUAGAAGUCGUCCGCCAGUCAUUCAUCGCAAUUCAAGACACACCCACCAAACAUACCGCACGUUAUCCCGCAAAGUAGGAGUCUUAACCAACCAGAAAGCUCUCCAUACCACAGGUCGCACUCUCAAUAUCACUCACCCGGUUCCUGGGACUUUCACAGCUUCCUUGAAGCCUCCAGCCAUUACCAUGCUUCCUGUCACUCUAGGGUUGUCCUCCAUUGGAGUUUCUAUAUCUCCCCCAGCUUUCCCCGCGACUAUCAAUGGAGAGCUGCUCUUUUUUCCUCUCUAUCAUUAUUGUACUUUGAAGUUACACAUAUAACAAAUUUGGUUCCAACCCUCAUUCAUGCACUCGCAAUCAGAUUUCGGACAAUCAAACAAAUAUCUUGUACUUCGCCCUCCUCGGCCACUUCUAUAUAGCAUCACAUCUCUGGUUGAGCAAUUACUAUCAUCAUCUCAUUUCGAAUCUCGAGACUUUAAUGACACUUAAAGAUACCUCUACCUGAUAACACUCAAUCGAACGUCUAUAAUAUCACGAUAUAUUUGACAAUCUCCUACAACAUGUACCAUUCAAAUCACGACGCACUACCAAUUCAUCAGCCAUCUGAUGGUAGGAGCAUCAGCUAUGGACGAGAGCCGCUACCCUACCACGACAAUGGCGACGACAGGGCGCAAAUGCCAAACUUCAAUCCUCCCAGGCUUCCUCCCAUAUCUUCAUUGCUAUCUUCUUUACCACCGGAACAAGUUGAGGAGGGUCAGACAUUCGACGGUUCAUAUCGCCCGCCAUCACAAGGACCACGGUCUCCAGUGGCAUUGAACAGACCAAUGUACCUGCAUCAGCAACAAUGCAGUCCUCGAGAGCUAGAACGUACUUUCAAGCAUUCGCAAAGCCCGCUAUCUCCAUACUCGACAUGUCCACCGACACCCAUGUCAGAUGCAUUCGCGACUAGGGAAGGAUCUGUUGCAGCUCAUUACCAUGGUCCGUUUGCCCCUCCAAGGGCUCCGCCACCACUCCUUCCUCAGCCAGAAUGUAGACUGGUCGUCAUGCAACAGCCAAUAUCAGCACGAGCUUGUGGAUAUGGAGACAAGGACCGUCGAAUGAUAGAUCCGCCGCCAAUCCUGACACUCGAAGUAUUCGAUAAGGAUACAGGUCAGGCCGUUGAUCCGAAAGAGAGAAAGAAAGUCUUGAAUCAAUUCAUGCCAAUAGUGCAUUGCACACUAUGGAAUCCCUACACGAAUUGCGAAGAUGACAAGAUCGAGGGGAGCAGUGACCGUAGAAACCAGAGGAGGAUGGUAGGCACGAUGGUGUGUAACGGGUUUAAAGCACUCGACCCUCAUGGCGAUGAACGAUUCUUCUUCACUUUUGCCGAUUUGUCUGUUCGAUUUCCGGGUGACUAUCAACUGAAGUUCAGAUUAACGUUGAUUGACCCAGCUGCAAUGGGAAAAGGUCAAAGGAACGGGAUCAUGAGUCCAUUGUUAAGUAAUAUCUUCAAGGUACACAAUGCCAAAGACUUUGAGGGUAUGAGACCGAGCUCUGAUCUGGCGAAAUCUCUUGUCAGCCAGGGCUAUCCAAAUAUUCUGAAGAUCAAGAAGGGAAACGCGAAAACAAUUGCAAUGGUUGGCCAAGGGGACGACGAAGAUGACGAUGAUGAGAUGGGAGGAAUGUAAGUGAGGGACGCACGUGAAGCCAGUUCUAGCUGAGCAUAAUGAUAAGGAGUCAGCAGAAGUCUAGUGAAUGGCUGCUUUGAUAGUGAGGGCGACUUACGAGCUUUGAUUUUUGCAUUGGAUUCAUUGUUGGUCGGUUGAAGGCGGGAGUUAGCGUCUUAAAAUGGUUACUCUUUUGGUGAAGAGAUCUGGACAACAGGAUGAAUUUAUGAAUUUAUGAGGAGCAAGAGCAAGAGCGACAACGUUGGUAUUGGGCUGUACUGAUAAUUGUACUGGCUGUUUGGUGAAAACUUUUGAUAUCAUGAUCAAACUUCACCCCAAGUUCUGCAUUUUACAAAUUGUUAUUGUGGUGGCAGUGGAAGAUAUAUCACUGAAUUCAAAUAAAUGUUAAACAUCGAAUAUCAGAGAUCAAUCGAAGAUGGUAUAUCAAAAUUUGUUCCGAUUCUUUACUUUUUCUUCUCCUAUUCUUCAAUUAGCUCUAGCUAUUUAUCUAGCUACCUAUAUAUCUGGAUAGAUCUAGGCAGCUUCGAA